AUGCCGCCUCGCGUCCGCAUCUCCAGCGGCCGCAUCACUCAGUCGGUCCGCCGACAAAGGGUCGUUUACCAGCAUGAACUCCCGAUUGCUGCCAGAUAUGCCAGCACCGCAGCCACCGCGACGACUCCGGCUGCAUCAAUCGAGCAGAUGACACACUCCCCCGCUCCCAUCGCCCACUACCCUCCCACGCAGCCUCCCUCGCACCGCAACCCCGAAUACCGCCGGUCCCAGCUCCUUCGGCAAUACACUUCCAUCAUCCGCACCACACCUCUCAUGGUCUUCCUGCAGCACGACAACCUCCAAUCGGUCGAGUGGGCCGCUAUCCGCCGAGAGCUGAGCGCAGCCAUGCAGAAGGUGGAUGAGAAGAUUGCCUCGGAGGGCCGGAAGGCCCCAGCACUGGCUCCGCACAUCAAGGUCCAGAUUGUCCAGACGCGCAUUUUCGAAGUCGCCCUUCGCAUCGUGGAAUACUUCCGUCCCAAUCAGACCACCCCGGUCCCCAGAGCCGUCGACCCUGCCACGCAAACAUCGGCCGAAAUCCCUCUUGCCGCUUCCCGGGAUGACCCUACCCUCUCCCAUGAUCUCUCCCGCGCCGCUCAUGAUGCCGUCCUGUCCAUGAAGGGCAAACAUGAGCUGUCGGAGCUUCUGGUUGGACCUGUGGCCGUCCUCACCAUCCCCCACGUCUCCCCCGAACACCUGAAGGCCGCCCUGCAGGUCCUGGCUCCUAAGUCGAUCGGUCUUCCUUUGCCUACGCGGAAGGCUAACCCGGGCUGGCAUGAGUUCCCUGUUCAGAACGGUCUGAACAAGUUGUCUUUGAUUGCUGCUCGUAUGGACGGACAGGUCUUCGAUGUCGAGCAGUCCAAGUGGGUCACUAGCAUCGAGGGUGGUAUGGAUGGCUUGCGCUCACAGCUCGUCAUGGCUCUGCAGAGCAUGGGAUCCAGCAUUACGAAUGCUUUGGAGGGUGCUGGAAAGAGCCUUUACUUUACGCUUGAGAGCAGAAAGCAGGAUAUGGAGCCGAAGAAGGAAUCCGAGGAUGAGAACAAGGGUGACUCUGCUUGA
Messenger RNA from Aspergillus niger, 1056 nucleotides. Its product is annotated as mitochondrial 54S ribosomal protein uL10m. The record is from RefSeq and is a predicted model, not a curated record. The transcript has a single exon. Gene Ontology annotation, cellular component: mitochondrial large ribosomal subunit. Bases 1 to 1056 code for a protein of 351 amino acids. Gene Ontology annotation, biological process: translation. Gene Ontology annotation, molecular function: structural constituent of ribosome. NCBI's taxonomy places the organism in Eukaryota, Fungi, Ascomycota, Eurotiomycetes, Eurotiales, Aspergillaceae.